This is a messenger RNA of Apis mellifera (honey bee), 720 nucleotides long. Its product is annotated as protein transport protein SFT2. The coding region runs from base 49 to 663 and encodes 204 amino acids. The record is from RefSeq and is a predicted model, not a curated record. Gene Ontology annotation, biological process: vesicle-mediated transport. Lineage: Eukaryota; Metazoa; Arthropoda; Insecta; Hymenoptera; Apidae. The transcript is spliced from 3 exons. Gene Ontology annotation, cellular component: membrane.
AAUUUGUAUAUAUAAUCGUGUAAACAUAAAGUAUGACGACGUGUCAAAAUGGCCGAUCUUAACAAAGAACUAAAUGAAUAUCUUCUUAGCAGCAAAAACGAAAAACAAUUUAAAAUUACUGUACCUGCGGUGACAAUACCGGUGAAAACAAAUAUUGGAAAAUGGUUUGGAAAAGGUGAAGAAGACAAAGAAGAAACAGGAUGGAUUCAAGGAGCACAAAAAGAAUGUUGUCCUAGUAUGACAAGAAUACAAAGGCUAAUAGCAUUUGUUGUGUGCUUUUCUAUGGGUGUACUUUGCUUCUGUCUAUCAGCGAUUUAUAUUCCGGUAUUAUUAUUAAAAGCGAGAAAGUUUGCACUUUUGUACACCUUAGGAAGUGUUUUCUUCUUAUCAAGCUUUUGCUUCCUUUUGGGUCCAUUGAGUUAUUUAAAAUCAUUAUUUACUGCUGAAAGAAGGUGCUUUAGUAUAUCCUACUUUGCAACUUUGAUAGGAACACUUUAUUGUGCUCUUCAUUUACAAUCUACACCAUUAACAGUACUGUGUGCUGUUUUGCAAUUAAUAGCUAUGAUAUCAUUCUUAGUAAGUCAUAUACCAGGAGGAACAAAAGGUCUAAUGUUUUUUACAAGAAUGUUUAAAUCUUCUGUAAAUUCUACAUUGCCUGUGUGAUAUUAUAGUUUCUUAGGUAUUAAAUAUAUGUGAAAUAAAUAUUCUUUGUAUCUUUAA